This is a messenger RNA of Owenia fusiformis, 1796 nucleotides long. The record is from the annotation of a GenBank genome assembly. NCBI's taxonomy places the organism in Eukaryota, Metazoa, Annelida, Polychaeta, Sabellida, Oweniidae.
CCGGUAUGUAAACACUUGAAAAUGGCUGCACUUUUCAAAAUAAUAUUUUUGCUACAUUUGUUUUCACAAAUACAAUGUGAAAAAGUUCCAUUUGAGGAAAGAUAUGUUGAUCAAUAUUUAGAUCACUUUAACUUCGACUCUGCUAAAGCGUUUGGAGAGGUUACUGGAUUUACGGAGCGGUAUUUGAUUCAAGAUAAGUGGUGGAAGGCAGGGGAGGGGCCAAUAUUUUUCUACACAGGAAAUGAGGGAAAUAUUGAAGAGUUCUGGGCCAACUCUGGCUUUAUCAUGGAGAUCGCGCCCAAGUUUAAUGCACUUGUAGUCUUCGCUGAACAUAGAUUCUAUGGCGGGUCUGCUCCCUUCUCAGAGUGGGGCCCAGAGUGGAGUUUCAAGCACCCAUACAUCGGUCUGCUUACCAUUGAACAAGCCAUGGCUGAUUAUGCUCACCUCAUAUCCAACAUCAAAGAAACAAUGAACGCAACCAAGUGUCCAGUGAUUACCUUUGGAGGAAGCUAUGGAGGCAUGCUCUCAGCUUACAUGCGGUUCAAGUACCCCAACCUGGUAGAUGGCGCCAUUGCAGCUAGUGCCCCGAUAUACCUUGUAGCAGGAAAAACUGAUCCAUAUGCGUUCUUCAAAACUGUAACAGAUGAUAUCUAUGCAGCUAAUCAAGAGAGUGUCACUAGUGCACGUAAAGCAUUCACUGACAUGGCAAAGUUGGCAGAGAGUGGGAAAAAAGGUUUAGCAGCAAUCACAAAGAUCUUCCAGUUGUGCAGCCCCCUCCAGCCAGGAGACCUAAACCAUUUGAGCUUGUAUGUGAGGAAUGCAUUCACUUCUCUAGCCAUGAUGGAUUACCCCUACCCCACUGACUUCCUAGCUCCACUACCAGCAUACCCUAUCAAGGCUGCUGCAGAGAUGCUUGUGAAUGGAAGCACACCUCUAGACGGACUUGCUGCUGCCACAGCUUUAUUCUACCAAUACAGUGAUAAAGAAAAGAAGUGUUACAAUAUCUCUGAGUUGUUCAUUGAAUGUGCUGAUCCCACAGGAUGUGACCUUGGGCUUAAUAGCCUAGCAUGGGACUUCCAGGCAUGCACGGAGGUGCAGAUUGUCCAGAGCACUAACUUUAAAACAGACAUGUUCCCUCCUUUGAAUUACACAUACAAGUCAAGGGCAGACUAUUGCUACGAUAAAUGGACAGUAAGACCAAGAGAUGAUUGGUUGGCUCUCAACCUGUGGGGAAGAAAUAUCAACCAUACAAGCAACAUUGUCUUCUCUAAUGGUGACCUUGACCCCUGGCAUCUUGGAGGGGUGUUAGAGAGUAUCUCUGACUCUGUGGUUGCAGUUGUAAUUGAAGGAGGUGCUCAUCAUCUUGACUUGAGGGCAUCUAAUCCCCAAGACCCCCCUAGUGUUAUCAAAGCCAGGCAGAUCGAGGUGGCAAACAUUGAAAAGUGGAUAACACAGGCCCGCAGGAACAAUUCCAAAUAAGGACAUUAUAUACACCAUCCAUAAUUUUACAUUCCAAACUCUUUUUUAAUGAGAAAAUGGAAUUUGUAAUCAGGAAAAAAAACAAAUAAUUCAUAAUUAGCCGUGGAUACAUGGAAAGAUGUUUUCAUCAACUGGCAGUAAUUUCUAUUCAAUCCAUGGAUACAAUCUGAUAAAUUGCAAAUGUGUAAAUGUGUAUAUAAUAUGCUAAUAGCUCAGAAUUGUACAGUAUUCAUUCAAAAUGCAAUUGUACAGUUUACAGGGUGUUUUAAAUGCUCAACAAUACUGCUGAAUAGUGCAAUACAAUAAAGAUAAAAUUG